Tremella mesenterica DSM 1558 is the source of this 912-nucleotide messenger RNA. RefSeq lists its product as uncharacterized. The transcript is spliced from 7 exons. The annotation marks the transcript as partial. NCBI's taxonomy places the organism in Eukaryota, Fungi, Basidiomycota, Tremellomycetes, Tremellales, Tremellaceae. The record is from RefSeq and is a predicted model, not a curated record.
CUGCUCGCUUUGGCUUGUCUUACUCAAAAUGCUGCUGCUUCGCUCGCCAACCAGAAAUUCAGUUGGGGUGCUUCCUCCAGCCUCGUUUCUUCCGUCCACGUUACCGUCAAGAACCAAUGCAGCAGUGCGGGUUCUUUCUUCACUCAAUUUCAAGGAAAAGCCAUCUGUUGUUCUUCCAGCACCCGUGUACCUCCAUCUGGAGGAUUAGUCUGCCCUCUUGAAUGGGACGAACACAAGACUGAGAAAUGUUGUAUCCCCAGUCAACCCGUCUGCAGUCGCGAUUGCGGUGAGGGUUAUUCGUGGUUCGAUAACGACAAGAAAUGCACGAAGCCCAGUAGCAGCUGUAGUAGUAACCAAUGGUGGCAUAUUCGUUCUUCUUCUUGCUGUGACAACUCUUGGGGUUCUUCCCCUCCCAAAGGACCUUGCCCAGGAGGUAUCUCUUGCCCUACUGGCUGGUUCUGGCACAAAGAUCACAAACAAUGUCGUCCUCUUCACCCUAGGUCUCCCGCUCCUGAUUGUGACGACUGGGAUGACCACAACCGUGAGUGUUGCGGCGGUGGCUGGGGCAAUGGAGGAGGCCAGGGUAACCACGGUGGUCACUGGAAGAAGCGUGACCUCGAGGCAAGAAGACAACAAACCCUGGACCGAUUCCCCGUCACUGAACAAGACAAGAUGUUCUGCCCCAAGGGACUGCACGCUUGCUCCAUCGUCACUCCCCACGGCGGUGAAUGGGCGUACGAAUGUGUCGACUAUGCCACCGAGCUCGAAUCCUGCGGUGGUUGCGCCGCCACUGGUGAAGGUGUGGAUUGCACAACCAUCCCUCAUGCCAUGUCUGUCGGUUGUGAAAAUGGUGUCUGUGCUGUCUACACUUGCAAACAUGGAUUCGCUCGUAAUGGUACCGCCUGCGUUGCC